Thecamonas trahens ATCC 50062 is the source of this 4901-nucleotide messenger RNA. RefSeq lists its product as uncharacterized. The record is from RefSeq and is a predicted model, not a curated record. The coding region runs from base 1 to 4719 and encodes 1572 amino acids. The transcript is spliced from 2 exons. Gene Ontology annotation, molecular function: protein binding. Lineage: Eukaryota; Apusomonadida; Apusomonadidae.
AUGGAGUUGGUCGAUACCUUGUCGAGUGCGGUCGUUGUGGAUGCAGGUGACCUGGAUGGCGAUGGUGCGACAGACCUACUUACCGCCUACGUUGCAAACCAGGGUGUGAGGUUCUACCGGAAUACCGGCAUUCCCAACAUUAUUUCCUUUGAUACUUCGACAAUUCUCUCGGUCCAGAUCAGCUCGAUCCGUUCUGUCAUCAUUCAUGAUGUGGAUGGUGAUGGUCAUCUGGACUUUGUUCACGCCUCUUCAAACACCGUAUACGUGGCUUACAACUUUGGCCUUUUGGCUGGUGAAAAGGCCGAUGAGCUGUUUACCCACCCCAGAAAGAUCAUGGGUGACUUUGGCAGCAUCUACUCUCUGGCCGUCGGCUCGCUUGAAGGCGAUCAGAGCAAGACUGACGUUGUUGUUGCCGAUUACAGUAGCGGCAAGGUGUACGUGUGCUAUGGGCACCCGACUUCGGUGGGAGGUGGUUACGCUCUAGACGCGGUUGCCAUCGCCGAGCUCACUCAGCCUAACGAUGUUCUGGUGGCUGACGUGGGUGGCGAUGGCAGUCCGGACGACGUGGUGGUGGCCGGGCAGAACGAGGUUGUUGUGCUUGUCAACGAUGGCAGUGGCGUCUUCUCCUCAUUGGUUGUCACGUCUACGAACGCGCGCGAGGUGGCGGCUUACGACUUUACCGGCGAUGGCCUCCUCGACCUUGUCUUCCGCAAGUCGAACGACGUUGUGCUUGCGAUCAACGACGGCGGAAGCGGGACGAUGCCGUUUGCGGAGCAGGUUAAGGUUUAUGACUCGGUGAUUGAGAUCCGUGACAUCGAGGUUGUUGAUGGCAAUGGUGACGGGCGGCCGGACGUGGUGCUCGUCGAUUCGAACUUGCACAGGGUGGAUGUGCGGAUGAACGUGGGCAACGACGCAGAAGGUCGGCCGUACUUUGCACCGCUGUUUGAGGUCACACCGACAGCUUCAGCGGUGUAUGGGGUCAUUGCCUUUGACGCCGAUGGCGAUGGCGAUCCCGACGUGGCGGCUGCUUCGGGCGACGCUGUAGUGUGGUACGAGAAUGUGCAGCCGAGUGGCAAGUACCUCGAGCUGGUUGGCCCGUAUGAUGUUGGUGUGGCAACGAGCGCGCGCGGGCUUGCUGCGGGCCAUUUUGCGGGCUCUGCGUCGCUCGACAUUGCGGUUGCAUCGCAUAGUUCGCACGUCGUCCGCUACUUUGUCAACACGGAUGCCGCCGACGCCAACACUCGGUUUUCGCAGCUCGGCCAGUUUGCGGUGGCGAACGUGGAACGUGUCCGACUGGCCGAUUUGAACGGCGACGGGUUUUUGGACAUGGUGACGAGUCGGCGCAACGCGCCCUCGGUAGUGGUCUGGCACGCGCACGACGGGCAGCUGGCUAGCCCGACGUUUGCGAGCCAGAGUCCGGCGAUUCUGGGCAUGAACGACAUCCGGGACGUGGCGGUGGGCCGGAUCAACAACGAUGCACACAUUGACGUUGUCGCGUGCGGAUCGAACAGCAACCGCAUCGCGUGGGCGCCCAACGAUGGCGCUGGCAACUUUGGCGCCGAGGUGGUGGUGUCGACGGCGCACAGCAGUCCGAUUGUGGUCCGGCUCGCCGACAUCGACAACGACGGCGAUUUCGACUUGCUGGUUGGGUGCUACGCGACCGGGAAUCAGGCCAAGGUGUUCAGCAAUCCUGGGAACGGAGUCUUUGAGGCACCACAGGAGUAUAUUGGCUCGGGUGGGUACGUGAACUCUAUGGAUGCCGCUGACCUGGACGGCGAUGGCCUGGUCGACCUCAUUGUGGGCGGGCAGAAUGGAAACUCAGUCCGUCUCCAUCAAGGCACUGGGCCGGUGUCGUGCGGCGGGCCGCUACCGGCACCGGCCAAUGGCGGCGUCUCGUGCUCGGGAACGACUGGCGGUGAGACGUGCACGUUCUCGUGCUCGUCGGGCUAUGCAAUUGUGGGGCUGGGGGUGCGGGAGUGCGACCCGAGGUCCGGAACCUGGAGCGGAUCGGCAUCGGCGCAGUGUGCAAUGACGGACCCGGCGGCGUCGUCGGUGGUGGCGACGACGGAGCUGAUGAGCACCCAGGGAAGGCUCGAUGUGGAGCGGCUCCUGGCGCAGGGCGUGGUGGUCCAUCCGCCAUACACACUCAUCAACGAGACUGUGACUUUUGCGGUGCAGACGAUGGCGACGGGCGGGUACGCUGUUGACCUUUCGAGCCAUGACGUGAUCACCGUUGAUGGAGUGCCGAGCGCUGUUGCGUCGCACAUGACGAACGGGUGGUGGGAAGUGAGCAUCCCAGGCGAGGUUGUGGGCGACGUGAGUGGGCCGAAGAGCUUUACGGUCCGUGUCAACGGUGGUCUGGUGGGCGGCGGGAAUCCUGUGGUUGUGGAAGUGCUACCGGCGGCGACGGUGGCGACAGCAUCGACGGCAUCAGGCGAUGUAUCGUCGGUGUUUGCGGAGCGCAUGGCGAACGUGACAGUGACGGCGCGCGAUGCCGGAUCGAACCGCCGGCUGCUGGGCGGCGACGGGCCUGUUGUGGUGCUGAAGAACUUGCGGGAGAGCUUCCCGACAACACUGGUAGACCACGGGAACGGCGAGUACACGCUGACGUACGUACUCAGUUCUCCCGGGCUUUACACGCUCAUUGUGUCGAUUAAUGGCGACCCGAUCGCAGGUGCGCCGUUUGUAGUCUCGGUUGAGUCGUAUUGUGUGGUAGGCACGUUUUCGCCGACGCGGACAGACAACUGCGUGCCGUGUGGGCGCGACACGUACUCUGCCGAACCGAACCAACUGACGUGCGAGGAGUGUCCCGAAGGGACGUCGACGCAUGGGCUGGAAGGCGCGGAGUCGCGGGCCAACUGCACGUGCCUGGUCAACAACUACAGCCUUGAAGGGCCUGGAACGAUUUGUAAGGCGUGCCCUGUGGGAGCGACGUGUGCGGGCGGCGAAGAGCUGCCUGUAGCGGUGCCCGGGUACGCGGCGACGUCUGCGGACACAUUUGCGCCGUGCCCGCGGCGCGGCGCAUGCCUUGGUCAGCGGUGUUCGGCGGGGCAUGAGGGCUUUCUCUGCUCUGCGUGCUCAGAGGGGUACUACUCUGCGAGUGAUCAGACGUGCCGAAAGUGCCCCAAGAGCUCUGGAGGCCUGUUCGCGCUCCUUGUGAUCCUUGUGGUGCUUGGUGCUGUGGUUGGGGCGCUGGUGCUGUAUGUCAUGUUUGUGCGGCGAAAGAUGGCGGAGAUGGAGGACCGCAACCUGAGCGCGGCGGAGCAGGAGGCACGGUGGCGUGCGACGCCAAAUGGCGGGCGGUCACGGCUCUUCCCGCCGUCGAUCUCGCUGGCUGUUGUGGGUGCGCAGAUGCUGGGCCUCUUUGGCUCUGUCAACUUUUCGUGGACGUCGACAGCGGGGUCGCUGCUCAACGUUUUCAACGUGUUCUCGAUCGACGUCAACCUGUUCGCCACGCAGUGCUCGACCAAGUCGUGGGCAGCAACGUAUCUUGUCUCGCUCUUCCUGCCUGCGGUGCUCUUUGCGCUUGUGCUCGGUUUUAUGUACCUGUUCUUUUCGGUCCUCCCGUUUGUGAUCCGGCCGUGUGCCGAGCUGCAGCAGAUCUCACUCAAGCCUGUGGCACUCUUCCUCACGUACACACUCGGGGCGAUCCUGUACAUUCCGCUCUCGCAGUCGUCACUGCUGCUAUUCGACUGCACCAAGCUCCGCAAUGGGCGGUGGAUGCUGGACGCGGACCUGUCUGUGGCGUGUUUUGACGAGACGUGGUGGUCGAUCUUUCCGUUUGGGCUUGCAGGAGUGCUCGGCUACAUUGUGGGCAUUCCUGGGAUCAUUGCGUACACGCUGUACCGCCAUCGGCACGUGCUGUUCUCGAUGCGAACGAUGCGGCGGUAUGGCAUGCUCUACCGGCUGUACCGGUCGCAGUACUACUACGCGCUCCUGCCGCUGCUCGGCAAGCGGCUGUUCAUUGUCAUCCUCACGCUCUUCCUCUCGCGGUCGGUGACCAUUCUCAUCUCACUGCUUAUUCUCACCUUUGUGGUCUCGAUGGCGGUAUUCUUCUACUAUGAGCCGUACUUUUACCCGAUGUACAACCAGAUGGAGCAGUGCCUCACCGGGUGCAUUCUCGGUGUGCUCCUUGCGGCCAACAUGAUGCAUGCCGGCAAUCUCGAGCCGUCGGACAAGCGGACGAUUGUGGUCGAGGCCUUUGUGGUCAUCCUUGUUGUCGCCUUCCUCCUCUUCUCGGCCUACUUCAUCUUCAUAGACGUCCGCGAGAUCUACGCCCAUCGGACGGCGGGCUUCUCGGCGCCGAAUCCCCAGUCUAAGCGGGUGCAGGCGUGGCUGGCACGCAACGCGCGCGACGUCGACUCGCAUCGGAUGCCCGAGGUGGUCGACGUGCUCACGAGCGUGGUCGGAUCUGGAGAGCAGGCCAGCAGGGGUGGCAAGGCCGUGGAGAGUGGCACGCGGAACGAGGUGAUAGUCUCGGCGGUGCCGGCGCAUGUGCGAGGCGCGAAUGACGCGGCAACGAUGGGCACUUUUGACUCGCUCGAGCUGGAUGAGAUGGAUGUGCUGCUAGCGGGCGAGGCGCCGUCGCAGCCCGCGCCGGUGGAGCUUGUCAAGCCGCCCAAGCCGGUGCCUCCUCCACGACCCAAGGCACUGGCGGGAGAAGUGGCGGCGAAGGCAUCUGUCGAGUCGUCCUACUCGUCGUCGUCAUCAUCAUCAUGAGGCGUAGCAUGAGGCCUUUUUACUUGGACGGCGCCGGUUUGGCGUGGAGGUGGGAGAGAAUGGCGUGUGCGGUGUUGCGGAUGGUGUCGUUGUCGUCGGCGGCGAGACCGGCAAAAAAGGCGCGAGCUGAAGCGUGCUCGGGCUCAGAGGCGAGGGUAAAGGCCUUGAACUCGAGGAAAGAG